This is a messenger RNA of Lolium perenne, 1089 nucleotides long. RefSeq names its product BTB/POZ and MATH domain-containing protein 2-like. Gene Ontology annotation, molecular function: protein binding. Lineage: Eukaryota; Viridiplantae; Streptophyta; Magnoliopsida; Poales; Poaceae. The record is from RefSeq and is a predicted model, not a curated record. Gene Ontology annotation, biological process: protein ubiquitination.
AUGUCAUUCGCAGGCGUAUCCUUGAUCCGCGACGGGAAACUAUGGCCAUCCGCACCGGCCAUCAGCGACGCCGGCUCCGCCAGUGGGUACCACCUUCUCGUGGUCGAAGGCUACUCCCGCACCAAGGCGGACGUCCUCAACGGCAAAUCCAUCGAGUCUAGCUGUUUCAGAGUUGGAGGGUAUCUCUGGACUGUCCGGUACUACCCGAACGGCGUUUGGACGAGCCACACCGACUUUAUCUCCGCUGGUCUCAUCCUUGCUCAGGAUGUUGCAGAGCCUGUAAAGGCAAACCUCGAGUUUUGUUUCAUCGACCGGGCAGACAAGCAGGGGCCAUCGCACAUUCGUCGUACGAAAGUAUUUGACUUCCCUAUAAAAUCUCUCGGUAGGGGCUGCCCCGACUUUAUAAGGAGGGAUGACUUCGAGGAUUCAGAACAUCUCAAGGAUGACAGUUUCACCAUCAGGUGCGGUGUUGUCGUCAUCAAGGACGUCGACGCCAAGGCCACGGCUUCACCGUUCGUCACGGUGCCGCCGCCUGACAUGCAGCGGCACUUCGCUGACCUCCUGGCGUCCAAGGAAGGCGCGGAUGUGACGCUUAAGGUCGGUGGAGAGAAAUUCUCCGCACACCGGUGCGUCCUCGCGGCCCGGUCUAGAGUCUUCAAGGCUGAACUUUUUGGCCCGAUGAUGGAGGGCAAAGUGACUGCAGGCGUCAUAUAUGUGAAGGACAUGGAGUCUCAAGUUUUCAGGGCAAUGCUUGCGUUCAUAUAUACCGACUCGGAGCCAGAGCUAGAGAAGGGAGAUGAUGAAGAUGUGAUUUGGCAGCAGCUGCUUGUUGCGGCCGAUAGGUAUGAUCUCCAGCGGCUGAAGCUCUUGUGUGAAGAUAAGCUGUGCGGGUUCAUCAACGUGAACACCACGACGGCCAUCCUGGCUCUAGCUGAGCGCCAUGGUUGUGAUGGGCUGAAGAAGGCGUGCUACCAUUUUCUGGCCACUCCAGGAAAUGUUAAGGCUGUCGUGGCCACUGAUGGCUUCGACCAUCUGAUCAGCAGCUCCCCAUCUGUUGUCAAGGAGUUGAUGGCCAUGCUUGCUCCUUAG